Messenger RNA from Osmia lignaria (orchard mason bee), 3925 nucleotides. It is a transcript of the gene fliI, whose product is annotated as FLII actin remodeling protein. Gene Ontology annotation, cellular component: cytoplasm; nucleus; actin cytoskeleton. Gene Ontology annotation, biological process: myofibril assembly; actin filament severing; barbed-end actin filament capping. The record is from RefSeq and is a predicted model, not a curated record. Gene Ontology annotation, molecular function: actin filament binding; phosphatidylinositol-4,5-bisphosphate binding. Lineage: Eukaryota; Metazoa; Arthropoda; Insecta; Hymenoptera; Megachilidae.
UAUACCUCCUCUUUGCCCAUAGGUAAUCGGUAUCGAUAACCUAAUCGUUUUUUUCUUAUGUUUUCAUUAUAAUUAGUAUAUUAUGUGUAUGUAUAUAUCUGUAGAUUGUAAUUGUAUAGAUCCAGAUAUGAGAUGAUUUUGUAAUUUUGAAAUAGAACGUGUAUAUUUUCAUAUAAAUAUACAGUAGUUUACUUGAAUAUCUUAUAAAAUGGCAAACACUGGGGUAUUACCAUUUGUGCGUGGUAUUGAUUUUAGCAGCAAUGAUUUUGGUAAUGGAAAAUUUCCAGAAUCAGUACAUCUUAUGACUGGUAUACAAUGGCUGAAAUUAAACGAAACCAACUUAACAGAAAUCCCAGAAGAAAUGGGUAAACUAUUAAAAUUGGAACACCUUUCAUUGGUUAAAAAUAAGCUGGAACGCUUGUAUGGAGAAUUGACGGAGCUUGGUUGUCUUAGAACAUUGAAUAUUAGACGCAACAAUAUCAAGUCAAGUGGCAUACCAGCAGAAUUGUUUCAUUUAGAGGAAUUGACUACGUUGGAUUUGAGUCACAAUAAUUUGAAAGAAGUACCAGAAGGACUCGAGCGAGCUCGCUCCUUGCUAAAUCUUAAUUUAAGUCAUAAUCAUAUUGAUACAAUCCCGAACACGCUGUUCAUUCAUCUAACUGAUUUGUUAUUCCUGGAUCUUAGUAAUAAUAAAUUGGAAACGUUACCACCACAGACUCGUCGUUUGGCCAAUCUGCAGAGUUUAAAUUUAAAUCACAAUCCGUUGGGACACUUUCAGUUAAGGCAACUACCGUCCCUGAUGAAUCUAACGACCCUGCAAAUGCGCGAUACUCAACGGACGUUAAGCAAUAUUCCGUCGAAUUUAGAAACGUUGACGAAUCUCCAAGAACUCGAUCUAUCACAAAAUAAUUUACCUCGAGUACCAGACGCUCUUUAUUCGUUACUAAAUUUGCGCCGUUUAAAUUUAAGCGAUAACGAAAUAACUGAACUAUCUACAGCAAUUGAACUUUGGACCAAGUUGGAAAUAUUAAAUAUUUGUCGUAAUAAACUGACAGCAAUACCUGCCUCCGUGUGUAAAAUUGUUACUUUAAGGAGGCUCUACUUAAAUGACAAUCAACUGGAUUUCGAAGGUAUUCCUUCGGGCAUUGGCAAGCUAUCGUCGUUGCAAGUAUUUUCCGCGGCUAAUAAUCACCUGGAAAUGAUACCAGAAGGCUUAUGCAGAUGUGGUUCGUUGAAAAAAUUGAUACUGUCAUCGAAUCGAUUGAUCACUGUACCGGAUGCUAUUCAUCUCCUUACCGAUUUGGAACAGUUGGACCUGAGAGACAACCCAAAUUUGGUAAUGCCGCCGAAACCGACGGAGGUUCAAAAAGGAUCUGGUAUAGAAUUCUAUAACAUUGAUUUUUCUCUGCAACAUCAACUACGACUUGCCGGCGCAAAUGUUCCUACGCCAACGCAAACGGCGAAUAGCAAAGAUCCGAUAGCCCGUAAAAUGAGACUCAGAAGAAGAAGGGAUCAGGAAGAAGCUGACCAAGAUCAAGCCAAGAUAUUAAAGGGUAUGAAAGAUAUAGCAAAAGAGAAGAACAAAGAUAAAGAGUGCGAAGAAUCUAAAGUGGAAUCAUUGAAGCCGAAGCGAUGGGACGAAACCUUGGAAAAACCACCGUUAGAUUAUUCCGAGUUUUUUGAUGAAGAUGCCGGUCAGGUACCUGGACUGUCCGUAUGGGAAAUUGAAAAUUUCUUGCCUAACGAGAUAGAAGAGGUCGCGCAUGGCAAGUUUUAUGAAGGCGAUUGUUAUAUCGUUUUGAAGACGGAGAUCGACGAAGCUGGAUCUUUGGUGUGGGCAAUUUAUUUCUGGAUCGGAGAAAAAGCUACGUUGGACAAAAGGGCCUGCGCUGCGAUUCAUGCUGUAAACUUACGUAAUUAUUUAGGUGCGCAAUGUCGCACUAUCAGAGAAGAGCAAGGCGAGGAAUCCGAUGAAUUUUUAAUGUUAUUUGAGUCUGGUAUCACGUACAUAGAAGGUGGUCGUACUUCAUCCGGCUUUUACACAGUUGAAGAUACGCCGUCGAUAACGCGACUUUAUAGAGUACACGCCGCCGGUGCUUCGAUUCAUUUAGAACCGGUCCCAGUCUGUUUUGACUCUUUGGACCCGGGUUUCGUAUUUGUUCUGGACUCUGGUUAUAAGAUUUUCAUAUGGUACGGUAAAACAGCAAAGAGCACCUUGAAAUCAAAGGCAAGAUUAAUGGCUGAGAAAAUAAACAAAAACGAAAGAAAGAACAAAGCAGAAAUUCUAACGGAAAUCAUGAAUUCCGAAUCGGACGAUUUUCUGUCGCAUUUGAAUGUGAAAGACAUUUCGCAACUACCACAAAUCACUGAACACGUAGAUCCGAAUUUUAUACCGUUUACACCACGUCUGUAUCAAGUUCAACUUGGUAUGGGUUAUUUAGAGUUACCACAAGUCGAAGUACCUCAUGGAAAAUUAACGAACACAUUGUUGAACAAUCGUAACGUUUAUAUAUUGGAUUGCCAUUUGGAUGUCUACGUUUGGUUUGGAAAAAAGUCAACGAGAUUGGUACGAGCUGCUGCUGUUAAGCUUUCCCAAGAAUUGUUUAACAUGAUAGCACGGCCGGAAUACGCUAUGGUAACAAGAUUACAAGAAGGAACCGAAUCUCAGAUUUUCAAGUCUAAAUUUACCGGUUGGGACGAAGUUAUAGCUGUCGAUUUUACUAGAACUGCCGAAUCGGUUGCUAAAACUGGCGCAGAUCUUACGAAAUGGGCCAAACAGCAGGAAACGAAGGCAGAUCUGGCUGCACUUUUCAUGCCUAGACAGCCGUCGAUGUCGUUCGCUGAGGCGCAACAACUCAUGUCCGAAUGGAACGACGAUUUAGAAGGAAUGGAAGCGUUGGUUUUAGAAGGGAAGAAAUUCGUACGUUUACCGGAAGAUGAAUUAGGCCAUUUUUAUAGUGGUGAUUGUUACGUAUUUUUAUGCCGUUACUGGAUGCCACUCGAUACUACGGAGAACGAAGACGGUGACGAGCAGUUCGAGGAAGAUUAUCAGUGUACAGUAUAUUUCUGGCAAGGCAGAGACGCAGGAAACAUGGGAUGGUUAACGUUUACAUUUAGUUUACAGAAAAAAUUUAAAUCGUUAUUUGGUGAGAAUUUGGAAGUGGUUAGAACUCAUCAACAACAAGAAAAUUUAAAGUUUUUGGCAUACUUUAAAAGAAAAUUUAUUAUUCAUCAUGGCAAGCGUAAACAGCCUAAGUCGUCUGGUAAUAAUAAGGUUGAAUUUUAUCACUUAAGGAGUAAUGGAAGUGCGUUGUGUACUAGGCUGAUACAAAUACCAGCUGAUUCUUCAUUAUUAAACUCUUCGUUCUGUUAUAUUUUAAACGUGCCGUUUAACAACGACGACCAAACUGGAAUAGUGUACGCUUGGAUUGGUUCUAAAGCGAACAGCGAUGAAGCUCGUUUAAUCGAAGAAAUUGCCGAAGAAAUGUUCAAUAACCCAUGGAUUAGUUUGCAAGUUUUGAAUGAAGGUGAAGAACCAGAUAACUUCUUCUGGGUAGCUCUUGGUGGGAAAAAACCAUAUGAUACCGAUGCGGAAUACAUGAAUUACACUAGAUUAUUUAGAUGUUCGAACGAGAAAGGAUAUUUUACUAUCAGCGAAAAAUGCGCCGAUUUUUGUCAAGAUGAUUUAGCAGAUGAUGAUAUUAUGAUACUUGAUAAUGGUGAACAAGUAUUUUUAUGGCUAGGAAGCCGUUGUUCGGAAGUGGAAAUUAAAUUGGCUUAUAAGUCUGCUCAGGUAUACAUUCAACACUUGCGAGUAAAGCAACCUGACAAACCACGAAAACUAUUUUUAACUGCGAAAGGAAAAGAAUCCCGAAGAUUCACUAAAUGUUUUCACGGUUGGAGUUCGCAUAAAAGGUCGCCUUAA